Molecule: messenger RNA, 2026 nt
Organism: Marchantia polymorpha subsp. ruderalis
Lineage: Eukaryota; Viridiplantae; Streptophyta; Marchantiopsida; Marchantiales; Marchantiaceae
Source: the annotation of a GenBank genome assembly
GGGGGGGGGCGGCCUGGAGUGUCUCCAUAUUUUGGACGAUCUAUCUUUUGCCAUAGGGUGGAGAAAGAGGCCGGCGCGCUGUGGCGUUCGAGGCUCGAGCGCUUGACUUGGUGUCCGCGGAGUUGUCAUAAUUCGGAACAGCUGAAAUCAGCCAGCUGCGUUAGUGUAUUGCGCUCUGCGCCGAGGUGAAGUGUGUGGAGGGACGGAGCGAGGGAGAGAAAUGCUGGGGAGACUGGAAAGCGAGGAGCGUUUCACGCGAGGAAAACGGAGAAGCCGCACAAUGAGAAUGUCCACUCAUGACGGAAGAUCAGUCGAGACAGCAAUAGAUACACAUAGAUAUGUCGCUAUAUAAAUUAUAUAUGGGGCAGUCCGCAAUCCCAAGGAGGCGGGGCAAUAAUGGCGCACUCUCCUACUCUCGUCGUCCGUACGCGAGCUUCACGAACUUACACGAAGGAUUAUCCAUGGCAUGUUCGCAGGCCUGCCCGGGCCGGAAGGCCACUGAGGCGAUCUAUCAUCAGCAUGGAAAAGGCGACAUGACUAAUAAGUUGUUCGCAUAAUAUGUGACGACGCCGAGACGAGAAAGGAGCAGAGGGGGCGCACUAAUGAGAGCGAGCCGAGCUGAGGUUCGGGUGGGGUGGGACCCUUUGGUUCAAGAGAAUGGCGCUGCGGCUUCAAGUCUUUGCACACCUCUCGCUUCUGACUUGCGCGUUGAAAUUCAAAAAGAUCGAGCGAGUCCACACUCGGGCGAGGCUGUUGUUGUUGUACAUCAUCGAGCCACACACUGACCAGCUGGCUCGCUCGCUUGCCGUUUGGCGGCCUUGGCCUUCUUCCCUCACCUCCACAAGUCCACCGUAUUCUCUUCAAUUCAAUCCAGGCCCCACCAUCGCCUCCAGCUUAUUCCACAUCAUAUGUUCGCUCUCUUCCGCUUGUCCACACAAAUCCUCGAAAGAUUUCACCGCCACGAUCAUUAUGCAAAGUAAUAUAGACGCACACCAUGCAUUAGUAACGCUUCCUUUUCUUUUUCUUUCUCUCUCUCUCUCUCUCAAACUCUCUCUCUCACAAUGAGUAAGAACAUUCUGCGGUCGUUGCGAGAACCUUUUAGGCUGUGUGCUUCUGAAAAGUGCUGUGUGCCUGCCUGACUCACUGACUGCCUGCCUGCCUUCGUCCGUCGCUCGGUCUCGAUUCUAUUCUUGCUUAGACAAACACGUCAUUCCGUCCAGAAUUCAAAAAUCUGCACUCAGAUCCAACUAUGGUAGAGUUCAUUAAUUGCAAAUUCAAAAUCAUGUCUUUUGAUGGCCGCCCUCCCACUUCUCUGGCUUUUGCUGCCGGUGGGUGCAUACACAACUCGUCCCCGAAUUCUCUUCCACUCGUGAAAAUAAUCUCGGACUCGCCAUACUUAGAGAGGCCUGUGCUCUGUUGUCUUCUGUUUGCGACCCGAUCUGAUCCGCUGGUCGAUCAGGGACUCGCGGGGCUUGGGGCUUGGGGCUUGGGGCUUCGGAAACUCUGCAGAUUCUUCGCCGCUGUGUCUCGCGACAAAACCUUUUCAUCCAAAGGCCGGGUCACUUGUUUUAUAGAUAUAAUAACUAUCACAAUCUGAGCACCACGUCAACGUCCAGGAGACUCGCCUCGCCGGUUCUCUUUCAGCUCUCGCGGACCUUUUGCCUUUUCUCCCGACUCUUUUGACGAUCUCCUCGACCUCUCUCUUGACUCCCGGCACUCAGUCUGGUGCUUUUCCAUUUUUAUUCUCGUCCACUCCUGUCAGCAGCAGCAGCAGCAGCCAUCUCAUCUUAUUAUGCCCGGCUGCCGCUGCUGCGUCUCGUAGAAUGCAUCGGAUCUUAGCAGCUGACCGCCCUAAGAAGCAACGAGCUUACACUAAUUCCCUUUGUCCUCCUUUUCCUCUUGACUCCGUGCCUGCAUCAUCCUCUACUGUCUGCCAUAGCCUUUCCACGGUCCUUUUCUCGCCCCCUCGCUCUCGCUUGUGUGCAUCUGCAUCCACACUAAUUGCUAACCCGACUGCUAUCGGUGC